AUGUCGCCAUUUUCCCAAGAUAUGUUAGAUGGUAUUGCUGGUAUUGGACCUAGUUACAAGGGUCCUUCUUAUGAUAAGUUAAGGGUUCACUUGUUGGCUGAUCUUAAAAGAGAAUGUCAAAUGCUAGUUGAUAGUUAUAGGAGUGCAUGGAAGGAAACUGGAUGUACCCUCAUGGCUGAUGGUUGGACAGAUCAAAGACAAAGAACGUUAAUCAAUUUCCUGGUCUAUUGUUCUAAAGGUUUGUACUUUGUGAAAUCAAUAGAUGCUUCCAGUAUCGUAAAAAAUGCUUCACACUUGUGUAAUUUGUUUUCUGAGGUGAUUGAAUGGAUUGACCCUAAUGAUAUUUUGCAUAUUGUAACUGACAAUGCGGCCAAUUAUGUUGCUGCUGGUAGGCUUAUCAAUAGAAAAUAUGAUAAUAUCUAUUGGUCACCAUGUGCUGCUCAUUGCCUAAAUCUUAUUUUAAAAGAUAUAAGCAGCAUGGCGCAUAUUUCUAACCUUGCAACACGUGCUUUAAAGAUCACAAGCAUCUUUGACUGUAAAAAGGAUUUGCAAGCAUUGGUUGUAGAUUCAAUUUUCACUGAUCACAAAUUAGGAAGGAGUGCUACUGGAAUGCUAAGGGCAGAAGAUGCAAUUAAAGAGAUGUUUAGGCAAAACAAGACUGCAUAUCAGCUGUACACAGAUAUUAUCAACUCAAAAUGGGACAAGCAUUUGAAGAAAGAUCUUCAUGCGUGUAACAAUUUAGAUUCAGUUGAGACAAUGAAAGAAAUACAUUUAUAUAGAGAUCGGAAGGAAAGUUUUGAUAGACCAGAAACUAUUCGAGUUGCAUCUCAACUAAAGCCUGAUGAAUGGUGGAGGUUAUUCGGUAGCUCUGCUCCAUGUUUACAAAAGAUAAUUGUUUGCAUUCUUAGCCAAGCAUCUGCUUCUUCUGGGUGUGAGAGAAAUUGGAGUCUUUUUGACCAGAUUCAUACAAAAAGAAGAAAUAGAUUGGAGCAUGAUAGACUGAAUGACAUUGUUUAUGUUACCUAUAAUUUGCGUCUUAAAUCCAGGAAGGAAAAAGAAAAAAGAAAGCAAAAGAUACAAUAUGAUCCAAUUGAUUAUGAAAGUAUCAGUCUAGUUGACUUUUGGGUGACUAAAGAGGUUGUAGAGAAAGAGCCUGAUCUUCCUAAUAAUGUGGAUAACUUAUUGUUUGAAAUUGAUGCUGAUUUAUAUCAAAGUGGCAGUGGUAGUAGUGGUCUUUAUGCUGCAUCUCUUGAUUCUUCUGCUCAAGAGGGUGGGAAUGAAGGUGAAGAUAAUCCCAUCGAAACAGAUUUGCAACAAGUUCUUGCAGAUUUUGAUGAUUGA
This is a messenger RNA of Arachis stenosperma, 1341 nucleotides long. RefSeq lists its product as uncharacterized. The record is from RefSeq and is a predicted model, not a curated record. Lineage: Eukaryota; Viridiplantae; Streptophyta; Magnoliopsida; Fabales; Fabaceae. Gene Ontology annotation, molecular function: protein dimerization activity. The transcript has 7 exons. The coding region runs from base 1 to 1341 and encodes 446 amino acids.